AGUGCUGGAACUCUUCGAAAAUGGUAUAUAACCGGCGCCAACCCAGUUUCAUUGUGCACUGUUGGCAGUAAUCCACAGUAAUCUGCAGGUGAUUUGGCCGUGAUUGAGAGUGUUGUGGAUCUCUGGCUAUAAAAUACCGGCACCGCAACGAGCUAAUUGCACCGGGAGUUUGUUACCAACUUCUUAAGAGAAGAAACGGGCUGUUGGUGGAACUUAACAGUGUUUUGGAAUUUCUGACGCGGAAAGAUGGCCUUGUUACCAUUCAUUGUGAAUGAAAUAUUGGAUCCUCUGAAUACUCCCCAGCGUCCUGCAGUUCGAUAUUGUCCUUACCUAUUGAAGCGCUCAAAUUCUAAUUCUGUUCAAAAUGGUUUAAACUCUCAGAACGAAGUUUUAAGCAUUCACAAUACCAAAGAUGGAUUCAAGGCUAACUUAGAUGUUCAGCAGUUUCAACCAGAAGAACUUUCAGUUCGAAUGGUUGAUGAUUAUGUUGUGGUUGAAGGAAAACAUGAGGAACGCAAAGAUGCCCAUGGGUUUGUAUCGAGACAAUUUCAGCGUCGUUACAAACUUCCUAAGGAUGUUGAUCCAGAUACUGUUACAUCAGCAUUGUCAACUGAUGGAGUACUUACAAUAUUUGGUCCAAAGAAGCAACCGGUCCCUCUGGCUGAUGUGAAUGAGCGAAUCGUGCCAGUGAUUCAAACUCAAGAACCAGCAAUUAAAAAGCAUUGAGAGUGAAUGAUACUUUUGUCAAAAGGAAUCUCACUUCUGCAGGUGAUGAAUGAACUUAACCAUAUGUGUAUCCAGACUGAUUUUUCUAUUAUUAUUGGGAUUUGGCCAUGCCCUUAUAAUAGUUAUUUUAUUUUUCCCAUGUACUGUACUGUCAUGUACUUCUCUGCACUUAUGUGCAAAAACCUUUUGUAUUACUUGCUAGUUCUGUAGGGAAAUGAAGACUGAAUAAAUGUGUAAUGGAACUAUUACGUACUUUCUUCUUAUUUAGUGGGUGUGUAAAUGGAAUGGCAACAAAAUAUUCAGUUUGAUUUGGAAAUUCAAUAUGGAAAUUUUAUCUUUACAGAAUAAGAAUGCAUGAAAUUGAUUUGUUUAAAAAACCUUGAGCAAAAUUUUCAAGUAUUUUUGAGAUAGAGAAUAUACUCAUAUACUGGGUCUUUUUUCUUUAAACUGAUUACCAAUAGCAAUAGUUUAUAUGAUUUUCUUACGAGUUUCUCGAAUAGAAUGAACUACGAUAGACAACUUACAAAGAACUUCGUAACUAUUCCCAAGGAAACUUAAAUAAAAUUUCAAAACUUACUCAGAUCUGAAAACUGGAAUGAAAUAUAAAGACAACUUACAGAAUGAUCAGUUUAAUUCAUUCAUGAAUAUAUAUUUUGGCAACGCACCAAGACUAGCAUAGCCUUCACAACACAGCUGUCUGUGCAAGCACUGCCAUCCCCAGCGUCGACUCUGGAGGGACUCAUCCUGUUGUCUCCGAAGCCGCCAGUUCCGUCACUCACUCCUCUGAAAUGUCGAAGACCUUUCAAUGCCAUUUUUCCUCAAAAACUGAA
This is a messenger RNA of Gryllus bimaculatus (two-spotted cricket), 1556 nucleotides long. The record is from the annotation of a GenBank genome assembly. Lineage: Eukaryota; Metazoa; Arthropoda; Insecta; Orthoptera; Gryllidae.